Messenger RNA from Anopheles nili, 1117 nucleotides. RefSeq names its product 39S ribosomal protein L2, mitochondrial (gene mRpL2). The coding region runs from base 1 to 894 and encodes 297 amino acids. The record is from RefSeq and is a predicted model, not a curated record. NCBI's taxonomy places the organism in Eukaryota, Metazoa, Arthropoda, Insecta, Diptera, Culicidae. Gene Ontology annotation, cellular component: ribosome. Gene Ontology annotation, biological process: cytoplasmic translation. The transcript is spliced from 2 exons. Gene Ontology annotation, molecular function: RNA binding; structural constituent of ribosome.
AUGGCCAUCUUUGCUAGUUUAUUAAAUCGGGUGUCCCUUUCGUUAAUGGUAAAAGAUGUGCGUCAAACUAGCACUAGGUUUAUAUCGUUGAAAAGCUUAGACAUAUUAUUGAACAAACCUAAACCGGGAUGCGGAAAAUCAUAUCGCCGAAUUGUGCACUUCCCGGAUGAGUAUACCGUAGAACCACUGCGUGUUACAAAUCUAGCCGGCCGCGAUCCGGAAACCGGACGAUUAAUAGCCAAAGGUAUCGGUGGUGGUAUCAAGCACAAGUAUCACUGGAUAAAAUGGGUACGAGAUGGGCCUAGUGAAGGGCCACCUCAGAUCGAAAAGGUCAUUGAUGUGAUUGAUGACGGUUGUCGUACCGCAAAGGUGGCGUUUGUUGCCAUCGGAAACGAAAUGAAGUAUAUUCUAGCAACGGAAAAUAUGAAAGCGGGAGAUUUACUUAAAACAUCACGUUUUAUCCCUCGAAUACCGGUACGCGCAAAUGAAGGAGAUGCCUAUCCGCUAGGAGCUCUUCAGGUUGGUACACAAGUGCAUUGUUUGGAAAGAUAUCCGGGGCAGCCGUGCCAUUUGAUUCAUGCUGCUGGAUCCUAUGGUACAAUUCUUCGUAAGUUUGGUGAUCUCGUCGUUGUUCAGUUGCCUUCGAAACAAGAAUUUGCGUUCCAGCAAACCUGUAUGGCCACUGUAGGCCGUGUUUCGAAUAUCAUGCACAGUAAAACACCGAUCGGUUCUGCUCAAAAAAAUAGAGAACUAGGCAAUCGGCCACGUUCGGGACUAUGGCAACGCAAGGAUGGACGACAUGGCCGGAAGGUACGUCGCCUACCUCCGAUGCGAGUAAUAUCCCCUCUACCUGAAAAAGCCACAGAACCGCUAAAAUUGACCCUUAAAUUUUAACUGGUUCUCAUCAUUUGGUUGGAUCGUACCCAAUGCAAUAAAGCACAUGUAAGCUGCUAAACGUUUGUUUCGUUAAUUGAACAUGUGAUUUAAUCUAGUAUUCAGGCAUGGUUUUACUUUUUUACACACUUAUGCACAAUAGUUCUAACAAUAUAAUUAUACGUCCGAAAACACAAUGCGGUAAACAUCUGCAUAAGUAGUAGCGAAGUGUACUUCUAGCCCU